CGAGCACAGCGGAUCUGCACAGAGGGCGAGAGCGGAGCUGGGAGCGGACCGUGCGCUGCCCUCAGAGCUCCCUUUGGCGUCCAGGGGCGCGGAUACUGAUCGUGGGGCCCUCGGACCGGCCUGAGCUCGGGGCGCCGGGCUCAGGACCAUGGCGCUGCGCGCCCGAGCGCUCUAUGACUUUAAGUCCGAGAACCCUGGUGAAAUCUCCCUACGGGAGCACGAGGUUCUGAGCUUGUGCAGCGAGCAGGACAUCGAGGGCUGGCUCGAAGGGAUCAACAGCCGCGGCGACCGCGGUCUCUUCCUGGCAUCCUACGUCCAGGUGAUCCGUGCGUCCGAGCCUGGCCCUCCGGUCGACGGCGGUCCGGGAGCUCCGGCCCGCUACGCCAACGUGCCGCCCGGCGGCUUCGAGCCUCUGCCCGCCGCGCCGCCCGCCGCCUUCCAGCCGCUGCUACAGCCGCAGGCGUCGCCGGGUUCCUUCCAGGCGCCCGGCGCCGGCUUUCCCUACGGCGGGGGCGCCCUGCAGCCGUCGCCCCAGCAGCUCUACGGUGGUUAUCAGGCCAGCCUGGGCAGCGACGAUGACUGGGACGACGAGUGGGACGACAGCUCCACGGUGGCCGACGAGCCAGGCGCGCUGGGCAGCGGUGCGUACCCGGACCUCGACGGCUCGUCGUCGGCGGGCGGCGGCGCGGCCGGCCGCUACCGCCUGUCCACACGCUCGGACCUGUCGCUGGGCUCACGCGGCGUCUCGGCGCCCCCGCCACAUCAAGCGUCUGGAGCCAAGAGCUCGGCCACGGUGAGCCGCAACCUCAAUCGCUUCUCCACCUUCGUCAAGUCGGGUGGGGAGGCCUUCGUGCUGGGAGAGGCGUCAGGUUUCGUGAAGGAUGGGGACAAGCUGUGCGUGGUGCUGGGUCCCUACGGCCCCGAGUGGCAGGAGAACCCCUACCCCUUCCAGUGCACCAUCGACGACCCUACCAAGCAGACCAAGUUCAAGGGCAUGAAAAGCUACAUCUCUUACAAGCUGGUGCCCACGCAUACCCAGGUGCCCGUGCACAGGCGCUAUAAGCACUUCGACUGGCUGUAUGCUCGCCUGGCUGAGAAAUUCCCGGUCAUCUCGGUGCCCCAUCUGCCCGAGAAGCAGGCCACCGGGCGCUUCGAGGAGGACUUCAUCUCCAAGCGCAGGAAGGGUCUGAUCUGGUGGAUGAACCACAUGGCCAGCCACCCCGUGCUGGCGCAGUGCGACGUCUUCCAGCAUUUCCUGACCUGCCCCAGCAGUACUGACGAGAAAGCCUGGAAACAGGGUAAGCGGAAGGCAGAGAAGGAUGAGAUGGUAGGCGCCAACUUCUUCCUCACUCUGAGCACACCACCUGCCGCUGCCCAGGACCUGCAGGAGGUGGAGAGCAAGAUCGAUGGCUUCAAAUGCUUCACCAAGAAGAUGGAUGACAGCGCGUUGCAGCUCAACCACACUGCCAACGAGUUUGCGCGCAAGCAGGUGACUGGCUUCAAGAAGGAGUAUCAGAAGGUGGGCCAGUCCUUCUGGGGCCUUAGUCAAGCCUUUGAGCUGGAUCAGCAGGCCUUCUCCGUGGGUCUGAAUCAGGCCAUUGCCUUCACUGGAGACGCCUAUGAUGCCAUCGGUGAACUCUUCGCUGAGCAGCCCAGGCAGGACCUGGACCCAGUCAUGGACCUGUUAGCACUGUAUCAGGGGCACCUGGCCAACUUCCCAGACAUCAUCCAUGUUCAGAAAGGAGCUCUUACCAAAGUCAAGGAGAGUAGGCGACACGUGGAAGAAGGGAAGAUGGAGGUCCAGAAA
Molecule: messenger RNA, 1807 nt
Organism: Mastomys coucha (southern multimammate mouse)
Lineage: Eukaryota; Metazoa; Chordata; Mammalia; Rodentia; Muridae
Gene: Snx18
Product: sorting nexin 18
Exons: 3
Biological process (GO): protein transport; cleavage furrow formation; mitotic cell cycle
Cellular component (GO): cytoplasmic vesicle; plasma membrane
Molecular function (GO): phosphatidylinositol binding; protein binding
Source: RefSeq, a predicted model, not a curated record